UUCACCUCGUCGGUGAAAUUCCCUGAGUGCGACAGAAAGUCUCCCGGUGCUCCAGCAGGGAAAUGGAUGUUUCACUAACGUCAGAUUUAUUUUUUCCUCACGGGCUGGACAUUAUGAACUUUUCUUGAUCAAAAAGAAAAGGCAGGAGUAUGGGCAAAUUCCAGUCCAAACUUGCUUUGAAACGCAGACAAAACCCUGAAGGUGGUAGUCCGGCUUCCAGUGUGGUGACUUGUCAGGGGGAAUUGGAGCGGAUUCGCAUUCACAAGGGCAAACUGACAGAGAACUUGUAUGUGGAAUGGAGGGAAAACAAAUCCGACCAUAACUGCAACCUCAAGGUGGUUUUGCCACCAAAGAAGACACUGGACAGGGACAAAAGCAUCCACUUCCAGGUCAAUAAACGGACAAAGAAGAAGAAAAGCCAUGCUGGUGACACACAGUGUGAAUUGGUGCUUGAGGAGGAUUCUCAGCAGGAGUGGGUCUUCACACUGUACAAUUUUGACAACAGUGGCAAGGUCACAAAGGAGGAUAUGUCCAGUCUGAUACAGUCCAUGUAUGAGGUUCUGGAGGCAUCAGUCAAGCAACCUUGUGGUGAUAACACACCCCUGAAGAUCAAGCUAGCCGUAACUCCCUCAGCUUACCCAGACAAGACCUCACAAAUGGCCAGAGAGAAGGAGCAGAGGGUGUCUCAGGAGGAAGGAAGCCCAGUAAGGAAAGUCUAUUGUGUGGAUGAAAACAUAGAGCGCAGAAACCACUACCUGGAUCUAGCUGGCAUUGAAAACUACACCUCAAAAUUUGACAAUACAGAGUCACCCUGCCAGGAGCACACACACCAAGCUCACUCUGCUCUUCAGCACCACACAGUGGUGGGAAGAGAGAGCUGCAUCUCCCCUGAGUCUCCCAGAAGUCUCUCUAUCCUUCAUUCCCUGAGAAGUAAGCCCAUGUCAAUGGGGAAGGACAGGAGCAGAGGAGAGGGAAAGUACUGCAGGUUGCAUGGCCAUCCUACCCAGUCACACCCUGCAGCACAUAGUGUCCUCCAACGUUCCCACAGCAAGAGGCUCCGCUCCAGGAUACAAGAUGUCCCCGCAUCCCUUAGACACCCUGGCUCCCAGGGCCCGACAGGGGGGGGCAGGGAGAUACCAAAUAAACUUCAUCCCUCCUGUGGGGCCCCUCUAGCUCAAAGACAUGAGCACCAUCACCACCAUGAGCACCAUCAUCAUCACCAUCACCACUACCACCCUUCAUAAAUGCAUUUCAAACACAUACUGUAUGAAACUGGGUUCAAGCUCAGGUGAGAGGAGAUGGUGCAGUCACAAAAUGCUACUCAGCAGGUCCUUGAAUGUGUGGUGGAAUCAGGCUCAGACACUGUUAUCUAAUGCAAACAAAGUCCUGUAAGAUAGACAUCGUGGAAGGUCAGUUCAUUGUUGCCUGUAUGACAUGACACUUUUAUAGCGCUUUAGAUCGACUGUUUCCUCUCAGGUAGAUUACCACUUAAGCUAUACAAUUUAAAAGGGCACUGUGUAGUGUUAUAUAAUGCCUGUAUUGUGAACUCUAUACCCAGUAUUACAUAUUAACAACAUACAGUAUGUCUUUCCUGUUUGAAGAUGCUAACAUAAUGUGCAAA
Messenger RNA from Seriola dumerili (greater amberjack), 1621 nucleotides. RefSeq names its product protein naked cuticle homolog 2-like. Gene Ontology annotation, molecular function: calcium ion binding. Gene Ontology annotation, biological process: negative regulation of Wnt signaling pathway. Gene Ontology annotation, cellular component: cytoplasm. The record is from RefSeq and is a predicted model, not a curated record. Bases 150 to 1244 code for a protein of 364 amino acids. NCBI's taxonomy places the organism in Eukaryota, Metazoa, Chordata, Actinopteri, Carangiformes, Carangidae. The transcript is spliced from 9 exons.